Messenger RNA from Scatophagus argus, 1130 nucleotides. It is a transcript of the gene mrpl9, whose product is annotated as mitochondrial ribosomal protein L9. The record is from RefSeq and is a predicted model, not a curated record. The transcript is spliced from 7 exons. Gene Ontology annotation, cellular component: mitochondrion; ribosome. Gene Ontology annotation, molecular function: structural constituent of ribosome. Bases 172 to 1053 code for a protein of 293 amino acids. Lineage: Eukaryota; Metazoa; Chordata; Actinopteri; Scatophagidae. Gene Ontology annotation, biological process: translation.
ACGCGAGUAACGCCCGUUAGCCUCUAGCCGUUAGCUAGAAUGCAUGCUGCAGCUGUCUGACCGGUGACAGAGGAAUAAUUAGAUAGUGGAGGUGCCUAAGCCAAGGCCACCGUGAACGUUGUAGUGAUUUGUCGGUAUACAUUUGUUGAAGGUGGUGUUUUGCGGUGUUGAAUGAACAUGUGGAGCUCCGGCCGGCGUGUCCUUCAGGAUCUGCUCAGCCAGCCUGCUGUCAGGGGUUUCUCUCUGAGUCCUGCUCAGAACACAGUCGUGGUGGAGCGCUGGUGGCAGGUGCCCUUAUCUAAAGUAGGCAGUCCACCAAGGCUUCACCCACGAAGACACAGAAUCUACAAGUUGGUUGAAGACACCAAACACAGUCCCAAGGAGAAGAUGGAGCUCAUCCUGACUCAGACGGUACCCAAGCUUGGUGGACGAGGAGACACUGUGUUUGUGAAAAAGUCUUUUGGCAGAAAUAAAUUGCUGCCCCAAGGCCUCGCAGUGUAUCCAUCACCAGAGAACAAACAGCUGUUUGCAGAGGAGUUAAGACUUCUGCAUGAAGGGAAGCCAGAGGAAAGAGUCCAGACCCGCACUGGACAACUGACGGUGGAGUUCCUUAAACGCUCUGAGCUGAGGAUAAACAAAAUGCCCUCGGAUGAUUUUCAGGUCACUAAAGAAGUUGUCUGUAGACAGUUUCUGAAGAAGCUGGGUGUUGUGGUGCCGCCUCAUGCGCUGAAUCUUCCAUUUGAGUCAGUGAAGGACGUAGGUGACUACUGGUGUGAAGUUACGAUCAAUGGAAUAGACACAGUUCGCAUCCCCCUGUCACUGGCGCCAUAUGAAGACCCGUCUGCAAAACAUCAGCGGCGGCUGAAAGCACAAAGGCGGCAGCAAGCAAAUAUUUCAGAACCAGCUGAUGUGGAAGAGGCUCCAGUGGGAGCUGAAGCUGGCGAAGACUCUGUGAGUCAAGUCAAUGAAAUUUCAGCCUCAGCAGGAACGGCAAGUACACAGACGAGUGAAGACACAACGGUGCCACCAAGUGACGGCACCAAAAAAGAUUAAUGGACAACAAAUGAAGAUGUGCGUACAACUGAAAUGGAUACUGUUUACCUAAGAUACACGUUAUACAUGCAUAAAAA